GAAAGGUCCGUUUCAUAAGUCAUUUUCUGCUGUCGUCAGUUCAAAUGGUUGGGGAAAUCAAAUGUUAUAUGCACUUUUAUUUGAAAGUGAAAAUCUGGAUGCUUGCAGAGUUGAUGUAUAUUUUGAGGAAAUUCUUGACUUG
Molecule: messenger RNA, 142 nt
Organism: Funneliformis caledonium
Lineage: Eukaryota; Fungi; Glomeromycota; Glomeromycetes; Glomerales; Glomeraceae
Source: the annotation of a GenBank genome assembly